Molecule: messenger RNA, 990 nt
Organism: Thermochaetoides thermophila DSM 1495
Lineage: Eukaryota; Fungi; Ascomycota; Sordariomycetes; Sordariales; Chaetomiaceae
Product: putative mitochondrial dicarboxylate protein
Exons: 4
Coding region: 1-990 (329 amino acids)
Biological process (GO): oxaloacetate transport; malate transmembrane transport; phosphate ion transmembrane transport
Molecular function (GO): antiporter activity; malate transmembrane transporter activity; succinate transmembrane transporter activity
Source: RefSeq, a predicted model, not a curated record
AUGCAGGCAGCAGAAAACAACACCACGGCCUCGCCACGGCCCGCUGGCGCUACUGCUGUUCUGAAAAGCGAGGAUAAGUCCUCAUCUCAGAGCAUGCGGAAGCCAAUCCAUUAUCCUUUUUGGUUUGGCGGCAGCGCCAGCAGCAUGGCAGCGUGUGUGACCCAUCCCCUGGAUCUCGUCAAGGUCCGCUUGCAAACCCGUACCAGUAGCAUGCCCUCUUCGAUGGUGGGGACCUUCGUCCACGUCGUCAAGAACGAAGGCCUGCGUGGCCUCUACAGCGGUAUCUCGGCCUCCUUGCUGCGCCAGAUCACCUACAGUACGACUCGCUUCGGCAUCUACGAGGAGCUCAAAUCGCGCUUUUCUUCGACCCACCAUACCGGUCCCGACGGCAAGCCGAAGCCCCCUUCCUUCCCUCUCCUGAUUGGCAUGGCUACAGUCUCCGGCGUCAUUGGCGGCAUUGCCGGCAACCCAGCAGACGUGCUCAACGUGCGUAUGCAGCACGACGCUGCUCUCCCCCCCGCUCGGCGACGCAACUACGCCCAUGCCAUUGACGGCCUGGUGCGCAUGGUGCGUGAAGAGGGCCCUGCCAGCCUGAUGCGCGGCGUUGGCCCCAACAGUGUACGUGCAGCGGCCAUGACAGCCAGCCAGCUGGCCAGCUACGAUAUGUUUAAGCGGACGAUGCUAGCGCUCACGCCGCUGCAUGACGGCUUGGUGGUGCACUUCACGUCUAGCUUCAUGGCUGGCGUGGUUGCUGCCACCGUGACCAGCCCGAUCGACGUGAUCAAGACACGGGUCAUGUCAGCGCACGGGAACCACGGUGUUCUGCAUGUUGUGAGGGAAGUGUCGGCCAAGGAGGGGUUGGGUUGGAUGUUUAGAGGAUGGGUGCCGAGCUUUUUGAGGCUGGGGCCUCAAACCAUCUGCACCUUCAUUUUCUUGGAAUCUCACCGGAAAGUGUACAGGAAACUUAAGGGCAUAGAAGAGGAGGAGUAA